UUUCCCGCGGUUGGACGCGGCGCUCGGUUGCCGGGCGGGGGAGGGCUUGUCCGGUUUUUCUCAGGGGACGUUCAAAUUAUUUUUGUAACGGGAGUCAAGAGUGGACGGGGCGUGCCCCGACGUGUGCGCACGUCCCCCGCCCCUACCCUCUUCCACAACUCGCUAGCUCCCAUCCUGUGAGGGCGUCAUGCCACCCAAAAACCCCCGAAAAGCGGCCGCUACCGCCGCCGCCUCUGUGGAACCCCCGGCGCCUCAGCCGCCGCCGCCGCCGCCACCACCGUCUCCUCCGGAGGAGGAUCCGGAGCAGGACAGUGGCCCAGAGGACCUGCCUCUGGUCAGACUUGAGUUUGGAGAAGCUGAAGAACCUGACUUUGUUGCAUUGUGUCAGAAAUUAAAGAUACCAGAUCAUGUCAGAGAAAGAGCCUGGUUAACUUGGGAGAAAGUUUCAUCUGUGGAUGGAGUGUUGGAAAGUUACAUUCAACAGAAAAAGGAACUAUGGGGGAUCUGUAUAUUUAUUGCAGCAAUUGACCUAGAUGAGAUGCCAUUCACAUUUACUGAGCUACAGAAAAACAUAGAAACCAGUGUCUAUAAAUUCUUUGGCUUACUAAAAGAAAUUGAUACCAGUACCAAAGUUGAUAAUGCUAUGUCAAGACUGUUGAAGAAAUAUAAUGUAUUAUGUGCACUCUACAGCAAAUUAGAAAGGACAUGUGAACUUAUAUAUUUGACACAACCCGGCAGUUCGAUAUCUUCUGAAAUAAAUUCUGUGUUGGUGCUGAAACUUUCUUGGAUCACUUUUUUACUUGCCAAAGGGGAAGUAUUACAAAUGGAAGAUGAUCUCGUGAUCUCAUUUCAGUUAAUGCUGUGUGUCCUCGACUAUUUUAUCAAACUCUCACCCCCUGCACUGCUUAAAGAACCAUAUAAAACAGCUGUGAUACCUAUGAAUGGUUCACCUCGGACACCAAGACGAAGUCAGAACAGGAGUGCACGGAUAGCAAAACAACUGGAAAAUGAUACAAGAAUUAUUGAAGUCCUCUGUACAGUUCACGAAUGUAAUAUAGAUGAGGUGAAAAAUGUUUAUUUCAAAAAUUUUGUACCUUUUAUGAAUUCCCUUGGAACUGUAACAUCUAAUGGACUUCCAGAGGUUGAAAGUCUUUCUAAACAAUAUGAAGAAAUUUACCUUAAAAACAAAGAUCUAGAUGCAAGAUUAUUUUUGAAUCAUGACAAAACUCUUCAGGCUGAUCCUAUAGACAGUUUUGAAAUGCAGAGAACACCACGGAAGAAUAACCCUGAUGAAGAGAUGAAUAUGAUUCCUCCACAGACUCCAGUUAGGACUGUUAUGAAUACUAUUCAACAAUUAAUGAUGAUCUUAAAUUCAGCAUGUGAUCAACCAUCAGAAAAUCUGAUUUCCUAUUUUAAUAACUGCACAGUGAAUCCAAAAGAAAGUAUCCUGAAAAGAGUAAAGGAUAUUGGAUGCAUCUUUAAAGAGAAAUUUGCUAGAGCUGUGGGACAGGGAUGUGUUGAAAUUGGAUCCCAGCGAUACAAACUUGGAGUCCGACUAUAUUAUCGAGUAAUGGAAUCCAUGCUUAAAUCAGAAGAAGAACGAUUAUCCAUUCAAAACUUCAGCAAACUCCUGAAUGACAACAUCUUUCAUAAGUCUUUGCUGGCGUGCGCUCUUGAGGUUGUAAUGGCUACAUAUAGCAGAAGUACAUCUCAGAAUCUUGAUUCUGGAACAGAUUUGUCCUUCCCAUGGAUUCUGAAUGUACUUAAUUUAAAAGCCUUUGAUUUUUACAAAGUGAUUGAAAGUUUUAUCAAAGCAGAAGCCAACUUGACAAGAGAAAUGAUAAAACAUUUAGAAAGAUGUGAACAUCGAAUCAUGGAAUCCCUUGCAUGGCUCUCAGAUUCACCAUUAUUUGACCUUAUUAAACAAUCAAAGGACCGAGAAGGACCAGCUGAUCAUCUUGAAUCUACUUGUACUGUCAACCUUCCUCUUCAGAAUAAUCACACUGCCGCUGACAUGUAUCUUUCUCCUGUACGAUCCCCAAAGAAAAAAGGGUCAACUACACGUGUAAAUUCUACUGCAAAUGCAGAGGCACAAGCAACCUCCACCUUUCAGACUCAGAAGCCAUUGAAAUCUACCUCCCUUUCACUCUUUUACAAAAAAGUAUACAGGCUGGCGUAUCUCCGACUCAAUACCCUGUGUGCGCGCCUUCUGUCUGACCACCCAGAGCUAGAACACAUCAUCUGGACCCUUUUCCAACACACACUGCAAAAUGAGUAUGAACUCAUGAGAGACAGGCAUUUGGACCAGAUCAUGAUGUGUUCUAUGUAUGGCAUUUGCAAAGUAAAGAAUAUUGACCUUAAAUUCAAAAUCAUUGUAACAGCCUACAAGGACCUCCCUCACGCCGUCCAGGAGACAUUCAAACGUGUUUUGAUCAGAGAAGAAGAGUAUGAUUCCAUUAUAGUAUUCUAUAACUCAGUCUUCAUGCAGAGGCUGAAAACAAAUAUUUUGCAGUAUGCUUCCCCCAGGCCCCCUACCUUGUCACCAAUACCUCACAUUCCUCGGAGCCCUUAUAAGUUUCCUAGUUCACCUUUACGAAUUCCUGGAGGGAACAUCUACAUCUCACCCCUGAAGAGUCCGUAUAAAAUUUCAGAAGGCUUGUCAAUUCCAGCAAAAAUGACUCCAAGAUCAAGAAUCUUGGUAUCAAUUGGCGAAUCAUUUGGGACUUCUGAGAAGUUCCAGAAAAUAAAUCAGAUGGUGUGUAACAGUGACCGUGUGCUCAAAAGAAGCGCUGAAGGAAGCAACCCUCCUAAACCACUGAAGAAACUCCGCUUUGACAUUGAAGGAACUGAUGAAGCAGACGGAAGCAAACCUCUCCCAGGGGAGUCCAAAUUUCAACAGAAACUGGCAGAAAUGACAUCUACUCGGACGCGAAUGCAAAAGCAGAAAAUGAAUGACAGCAUGGGCACCUCAAACAAGGAGGAAAAGUGAGGCUCUCAGGACCUUGGUGUGGGCACUGCGUACGCCUCUAGCUUCAGUGUGUCUCCCAGGCUGCUGUAUAAUUCUCUUCGGUUCUGUUUACGGCCGCAUUUAAUACUCAUCUUUUGUUCUUUUUUGUGGAUAGAAGAAGUGUGCAGAUGAACGUUGAAUUUGUGUGUGGGAUUCCUAAACCACUUGCAAUGUUGUAGUCAUUGUAAUUGUACAAGAUUGAAAAUCUUGUGUAAAUCCUGCUAUUUAAAAAGUUGUAGCAGACGGUUUCCUACCGUAAGUAAAACUGCUCUGCUUCCCAACUGGUGAGGAUGCCUCACACCCUGCCCUCCUUGGAGUCCUCUGCUUUCUCUUUUGCAUAUGUGUGAUGUUUGCUACUGUUUUUAUUAAUUUAUAUAUGUAUUUUUUAUUUAACAUGAACACCCUCAGAAAAUGUGUCCUGUCUUCCAAAUACGAUUUGGAUGACUACUGAUUCACCCAAAAUACCCUGAACUCUUCUGCUAAAACAGAUAUUAGAAACUAAAAAAAGAUAAUUAAUAAUUUUUACACAUGAUGUUUUACUUUACCAUUGGAAUCUGGUGUCCUCUGUGUUUGUUUUAUAGAUUUUAGCUUUUGGAUGCAAAAAACAAAGUGUACACAUGAUGUUGGCAUACUACUGACACAGAUUUCAGACCUCAGACUUGUCAGAGCUUCUUGGUGAUUCUUUUCUUCAUCCAACACAUGCUUUAAAAUGAGGGUCAUUCAUAUAAUAGUACUUUCAGUUUUGAUACUAUUCAGAUUACUGACGUUAUAAAGCCCCCUCUAGUACUUGAAAACGUAAAGUAUUCCCACUAGAGCUUUCCUCUAGAGGACCUGUGUACAGUCUAUUCCAAGUGCACUUUUGAAUGUUUCUGGGUCUUAAAGAAUCAAGAUAUAACUUAACUUUACUCUGUAAGCAAACUGUUAACUAUAGGAGCCUUUUUUUUUUUCCAAUCCCCCCUCCCCUCCAGAGAUUCAUCUAUUGCAGCUCUGAACAAUGAUUCGCUCUCCUCCGUGUGGGAGGGUCUGUGUUUUCUCUGGAACGGUCCAUGGUCCAUGUCUUCCAGGCAUCCUUGGAACUGGCAGUUUUCUUUCUUUUUGAUUUUCCUUUAAGCCAGUAUGGACUAACACUGGUACAUUCAAAGCUAGAUUAGUUCUACUCCAAAAUUGCAAGUAAUCAAAGGUUUUUAUGGAUUAGGCAUUAUUGCUUCUAUCUCAUUUUGUGUAAAAGCUUCAAACUAAAAUAGCUUCAUUAGAAGAGGCCCCCCCACCACCACUUGGCACCUAAAGGUGUAAAUUCUCUUGUGUGGUUAACUUAUUUAGAGAUAGUAUAAUUUAAAAUAGGUGGUAUUUAAGUUAGCAUCAGAAUAGCUUUUAGGAAAAUUAUUUUGUCUAAAUCCAGAAUUCUUUUUACAAAGAUAUCUGGUCUUGUUAGAAAACCAAAUUUUUUUUGGCUCAGUUAAGUUUCAAACGUCUUACUUUGACAACUGUCUAGAUAACAAAGGCACUAGAGAGCUUUUCUCCAGGUCCUCUGUCUGUUCUGCAUGAAGAACUCACAAAUCAUUGAGCUUUUAGGUCCGGCCUUACUGUGCCUCUAUGUCUUUUGCUAAUACAUUCACAUUAGAAUUAGUGCCAGGAUUUUAGGAAUUUCAGAGAUUGUGUAUUGAGAUUUCUUAAAUUAGGCUUCAGAUAAUGCUUUAUUGCUUUUUUGUAUUGGCUAAAACUGUACAUUUAAAAUUGCUGUGUACUAUUUUCUACAAUUAAUAGUUCACCUAUUUUAAAAUAAAUUAGUUAAGAAUCU
Messenger RNA from Chrysochloris asiatica (Cape golden mole), 4805 nucleotides. It is a transcript of the gene RB1, whose product is annotated as retinoblastoma 1. Gene Ontology annotation, molecular function: RNA polymerase II transcription regulatory region sequence-specific DNA binding. Gene Ontology annotation, cellular component: nucleus; Rb-E2F complex; chromatin. Lineage: Eukaryota; Metazoa; Chordata; Mammalia; Afrosoricida; Chrysochloridae. The record is from RefSeq and is a predicted model, not a curated record. Gene Ontology annotation, biological process: cell morphogenesis involved in neuron differentiation; neuron projection development; regulation of transcription by RNA polymerase II. The transcript is spliced from 27 exons. Bases 188 to 2989 code for a protein of 933 amino acids.